AUGGCAACUCCUGCUUUAGAAUUUGACAUCUCUCACAAAAAUACUGACGAUAUGUAUCUUGAAAUUUUCUGUCUUAUUUGGCUCGAUGCUGACGCAAACGCUAAAGAUAUUCGAGAUACAGAACAAAACUUGCGCUCUAUCAUUAAUCGUUUUAAGAAGUUUCAAGAUGUAAAACAAUGUCAAAAAUUUAUUGAAGAACGAUCACAAAAAGAACGAGUAGUUAUGGUUGUUAGCGGUCAAUUAGGACGAGAAAUAGUUCCUUCUAUUCACAAACUUCGGCAAGUUAUAUCGAUCUAUAUAUAUUGCAUGGAUAAAGAGGGUAACAAAAAAUGGGCUGACAAAUUCUCAAAAGUAAAAGCUGUUGCUGUUGAACUUAAUGAGCUCAUCUUUCGAAUUAAAGCUGAUCAUAAAAUUCAGAAAAUAGUAGAAGAACCAUUAUCAAUUAAUAUUUUUACUGCAAGUUCAGGAGCCGGUACAUCAACGAUGGGUGUAAAUGGUCAAUUUGUUUUUUAUCAAGUUUUUAUUGAUUGUAUUUUACGGCUGAAAUCUACCGAAAAAGAUAAAGAAGAACUUAUUAAUGUUUGUAAACAGCAAUAUCAAGGUAAUAGUAUUGAGCUGAGCAAUCUGCGUAACUUCCAAGAAGAUUACUCACCUGAAAAAGUUUUGUGGUGGUACACAAAAGAAUCAUUCUUUUACAAGACUCUUAAUGCAGCUCUACGUAAUCAAGAUGUUCAUUUAAUUUUUUUAUUUCAAGCAUUCAUCUUUGAUAUUCAUUGUCAAUUGAAAAAUGAUCAAGUUAAACAUCCUAAAUUAGUUUAUCGAAGUCAAAUGGUAUCCAAUAAUGAACUUAAAAUCUUGGAACAAUGCUGUGGUCAAUUUAUUUCAAUAAAUUCAUUUUUUUCCACCAGUACUGAUAGGAAACAAGCUCUUUCAUUCCUCAACAUUUCUGAGGCUACUGAUAACUUGAAACCAGUAUUGUUUGAAAUCGAUACUGAUCCUUCAGUGGUCACUAGCAAACCAUUCGCUGAUAUAAGUUCACAUAGUGAAUAUCCUGGCGAAUCAGAAAUACUUUUCAUGCUGGGUUCUAUUUUUCGUUUGAAUAGCAUCAAACAAAACAGCGAUGAUCAAGUAUUGAUUAUUGGAAUGAGUUUAUGUAGCGAUGAUGUAAAUACUUUAAAGGAAGUUCUCGUACAUAUGGAAAAACAACUUGGAAGUGAAGAAACAGAUCUUCAAACAUUAGGAAAACUUCUAUGGGAUUUGGGUAAACUUGAUCUCGCUGAAAAAUACUUCCUUCGUUGGUUGGAACAACGUCCGCCUAAUGAUGCUUUACUUGGCGAAUUGUAUAAAAAUCUUGGCAAAGUCACGUCACAAGCCGGUAAAACGGAGGACAGUAUGAAAUGGUGGAAAAAAGCUGUCGAACUCGAAAAUCAAAAGCCACGAGAAGUAUCCGUACCUACUAGUAAGUGCAUUGAAACAAAACUCUAUCCUAUAGAUACAACUAUCCAAUUUAAAACUUAA
This is a messenger RNA of Rotaria sordida, 1518 nucleotides long. The record is from the annotation of a GenBank genome assembly. NCBI's taxonomy places the organism in Eukaryota, Metazoa, Rotifera, Eurotatoria, Philodinida, Philodinidae.